CUUAAGCUGAUAAACAAACUUGCACGAGGUGUGUCUGCAUUCUGUCCGGUUUUUGACUGGUUUAUUGUGAUUUUACACCUUUGCUAUGGAAGAAAUGCAGAAAAAGCUCAACUCUGAACUCGAAGCUCUUAAAAAGCUACAGAAAGAGUACCAAAAGUCUAUGAACGCCCACCAACAACUGGACGCCCAGCUUGGGGAAAAUAAAGUUGUGAAAGAGGAAUUAGACCUUUUGAAGCCAAGCAACACAGUCUACAAACUGAUGGGCCCUGUCCUUGUGAAGCAGGACAUCGAGGAAGCAAAGAUGAAUGUAGACAAACGAAUUAAGUACAUUUCCUCUGAAGUGGAGAGACAAAACAAGAUGUUGGCUGAUCAAGAAGAAAAAAUGCAGGCAACCAAGGACAAUUUGACAAAAGCUCAGGCCCAGAUGCAGCAGAUCCAGAAGGCGAUCCAAGGCCAAGCAUAAGAUUUUCCAGACACCUCUUCCUUUAAGUUUCAUAUUUUGCUUUUAACUUUCAACUCACCUUGGCAGCAUUCAGUCCAGAAGCUGAGCUCUAUCUGAGGCACCUCCUCGCAAGUCACCAGGCCCGACCUUUGCAUCAUUGGUAGCGUGAACACAUCCCUGGUCACCCGGUCGAUUGAAUCUCCGUUGUUGCAUAGCACAGCCGCCAGGGACGUCUGCCGGAUCUGCGUCAACUGCGCUGGAGAGAAAACGGCUGGGUCCUCGUACCAAAAUCUGCCAAAAUUCCAGCUUUAAAUUGUGCUAAGUGCUUCAUUGCAAAUUUUCACCUGUCUCCAUCGCGGAGUCUGCGGAACUGGUCAACCAAGAUGCACUGGAAGGUAGGACCGACCUUUCCACCCUCCACCUGAUCCUCCAGGAUGCCUCCAACCCACAAAUCAAUGUUUCCUAUGAACGAUUUCAUUUAAAAUACUCUUUCUGUUUCUACUAAGUGGACUUAAUUUAUGUUGCAAAUAAAAGCUGGAUUACUAA
Molecule: messenger RNA, 988 nt
Organism: Cloeon dipterum
Lineage: Eukaryota; Metazoa; Arthropoda; Insecta; Ephemeroptera; Baetidae
Gene: Pfdn6
Product: prefoldin 6
Exons: 5
Coding region: 86-463 (125 amino acids)
Biological process (GO): protein folding; chaperone-mediated protein complex assembly
Cellular component (GO): cytoplasm; prefoldin complex
Molecular function (GO): protein-folding chaperone binding
Source: RefSeq, a predicted model, not a curated record